AUGGUGGAGGGAUGGCACCGUACACUAAAAUCGGCCAUUCUCUGUCAUAGUGCUGACAAGUGGACAACAUAUCUUCCAUUAAUUUUGCUCGGUCUGCGCUCUACAUUUAAAGAGGAUUUAAGUGCAACACCCGCAGAACUCGUAUAUGGUACGACUCUUCGACUGCCAUCCGAAUUUUUCGAUGUGAACAAGCCAUCUAAUAACGAACAUAACGUUAUCACCGAAUUCAGACGUACUAUGAAUGACCUUCGCCCGACCGAUGCGGCAUGGCAUACUACACCGAAAGUUUUUGUUCACCCCGACAUUAAAACCUGCGGCCAGGUGUUCGUCAGAGAUGAUUCAGUUCGACCCUCGCUUACAGCUCCUUACAAAGGCCCCUACAAUGUUCUACGUCGAACUUCCAAAUAUUACGUCAUCAAGAUCAACAAUAAGGAAGCAAAAGUGUCUAUCGACAGACUUAAGCCUGCUUUUACCGCAACCCUAUCUGGUUUCUAG
This is a messenger RNA of Rhagoletis pomonella (apple maggot), 495 nucleotides long. RefSeq lists its product as uncharacterized. Gene Ontology annotation, molecular function: nucleic acid binding. Lineage: Eukaryota; Metazoa; Arthropoda; Insecta; Diptera; Tephritidae. The transcript has a single exon. The record is from RefSeq and is a predicted model, not a curated record. Bases 1 to 495 code for a protein of 164 amino acids.